AUUAGGCCACGCCCCACAGACACCCUGACUGCUGCUGGGCUGAUUGAGGUCUAAACUCGGAUCCACUUCCUCGUACGGCACAUUUGACAGAAUGCAUCCCAUCAUUCUUCUCUUUGUCAUUUCUCUGCUUCACUCAUAUGAAGCCCGAGGCUCCGACACUGUGACUCCUGUAUUUGUGCAGAAGGGGAAGGAUCUGCUUCUCAACGUCACGGCUCCUGUUAAAUUAGUUAAACGGAGUGAAUUUAAAUGGCAAUUUAAAGAUUCAAUCAUAUUUAGAUUAUUUGAUGAUAACGAAACAAUAAUAAUUGGCCCCUAUCAUGGAAGGGUCGAGAUCUUUCUCCAAAAUCACUCUUUGCUUUUGAAGAAUGUGCAACAAGCCGACAGUGGACGUUACACUGCAGCCGUUUUCGGGAUUGAGAUCAAUUAUGUGGGUAAAUACAGCGUCACAGUUCAAGAUCCAGUGUCUCCAGUUAAUGGGACAGUGGACUUACUCUCCAAUAGCUCCGACUCCUGUAACCUCACAGUGACCUGCAGCACACAGGACUCCCAUCACAUCAUCAGCACUUUUAGAUGUGAGGCCAACACCUGCAGCCAGGAGGAGGGAGGAGAGAGGUCCAAGGUCACGACCUCAGGCACCUCCCUCCGUGUCUACCUGUCCAAAGGCUUCUCAGUUAUCUGUAACCAUAGCAACCAGGUCAGCUCGGACGAGCACACAACAAUGAUUAGGGACUUUUGUUUCUCAAAUCCUGCCCCUGAACCACCGGGCUCUAUCAUCACCUUUGUCUCUGUCACUGUCAUUAAGGUUUUGGUGAUAAUUGCCAUAACAGCAGCUUUUGUUGGACAUCGAAUAAAAGGAAAACAUGAAAGUGUGGACACGGAAAAUACAGUGUACGAAGAUGUUCAGGUCAAAAUCGUGAACACCACUUCUGGAUCAGAAUCCAACCGAUGAUGCUGCAGCUCCUUCUCCGUCCUCCAUCUACAGCUUGAUCGAAGCAGGUCCAUGAAAUCCGCUGAGGCCGGAGACACGACUCAGCCUGAGAGCCUGUAUGCUCAGGUGGACAAGUCGGCCCUGGCCUGAAGAAAAUCUGAAAUUGUCUUCCACAUUCUGCCUUUUGGACAAUUUCCAGUAUUAUUGUUGCCGUGAGUCAUGUUAUAUUUUCCCUGGGAAGUUUUUUUUUUUCAUCCAGAACCAGAACCAGGAGCAUCUGGAACAGCUCCGCCCACUUUAAAACUGUUAUUGUAAUAUAUUUCAUAUCUUAUUGAAAAAGAUACCUGAUGAAUGAGCAGCUGACAGGCUCAUGCAGAAACUGUGGUCACUCCAACCUGUUAACACGUGGAGCCGGAGGCGCGCUCCCUCCCUGCCGCUGCGUGGCGCUGUGGCUGCUUUCAUGGCGCGCUGGUUGCUAGGCGACGUCGUGCUUCCCCCAUGUUUCAGGAAGCGGCCGUGCACAGCUCUCCCUACUUCCGUUUCCGCUCGUCUCCUGUGUUGCAGCAGGUGUUUUGUCUCCGUGGUCAGUCCCAGCCCGGUGCUCUUCUCUUGUCUCAGUGUUUAACUUCAUGUGAUGGUUUGUUUCUGGUGAUUGUUGUUUCAUUUAGCUUUUUGUUGAAUUAUGCAUUUAUUAAGUUCAAUAAAAGUUGUGUCUUUUC
Hippoglossus stenolepis (Pacific halibut) is the source of this 1647-nucleotide messenger RNA. RefSeq lists its product as uncharacterized. Lineage: Eukaryota; Metazoa; Chordata; Actinopteri; Pleuronectiformes; Pleuronectidae. The transcript has 7 exons. The record is from RefSeq and is a predicted model, not a curated record. The coding region runs from base 92 to 949 and encodes 285 amino acids.